This is a messenger RNA of Triticum turgidum subsp. durum (durum wheat), 723 nucleotides long. The record is from the annotation of a GenBank genome assembly. NCBI's taxonomy places the organism in Eukaryota, Viridiplantae, Streptophyta, Magnoliopsida, Poales, Poaceae.
AUGGCGUUCAUGGCGAGCGGCAGGGUGGCGAUCGCUCAGACCAGAGCAAGGUUCGUCACUCCCCGCAGCCUCUUCAACUGGGGCAGAGGCGCAAAAGAAGCCGAGACGCCGCCGCCGCAGUUCCAGUACCACGGCGUGGAGCCGCCGUUCCCCAUGUCGCUCGUGGCCAACACGCACCUCAGAGGACGCGAGCUCAGCUGCUGUUACAGGGCCACCGUUGACGGCUUCAGCGCGACGGACUUCCACCGGCGGUGCGACUUCAAGGGCCCCUGCGUCGUCGUCGGCUACACGGCGGGGGGCUCCUUCAGGUUCGGCGGGUUCAGCCCGGAGGGGUACCGCAGCACGGACGACUACUACGACACGCUCGACGCCUUCCUCUUCUACUGGCCGCCGGCAGCGCCGGAGGACACCGCCGCUGCCGUUCCGGUGGUGCUGCCCAAGGUGGGCGGGAGCGGCGCUGCGCUGUUCGACUACUCGCGGGGCGGGCCGCAGUUCGGCGCCGACGGGCUGCUCAUCGGCCCGCCGCUCACCGCCGUGAUGGGGGUGUUCACGGGGCCCGACGCCAGCGUCGGCGUCGGCGACCUCCGGCGCGCGCGGUCACGGCUCGGGCUGUCCUACGCGAAGAGGGAGGACGGCAAGGAGAGCCUGUUCGGCGACGAGUCCAAGGUCGAACUCGACGAGGUGCUGGUCUUCUGUAGCCCACAGAUUGCCAGCAUGUACUAG